Messenger RNA from Cyprinodon variegatus (sheepshead minnow), 1721 nucleotides. RefSeq names its product septin-7-like. NCBI's taxonomy places the organism in Eukaryota, Metazoa, Chordata, Actinopteri, Cyprinodontiformes, Cyprinodontidae. The transcript has 15 exons. Gene Ontology annotation, biological process: cytoskeleton-dependent cytokinesis; cilium assembly. The record is from RefSeq and is a predicted model, not a curated record. Gene Ontology annotation, molecular function: GTPase activity; molecular adaptor activity; GTP binding. Bases 95 to 1426 code for a protein of 443 amino acids. Gene Ontology annotation, cellular component: septin complex; septin ring; microtubule cytoskeleton.
GAAUCGGCGUAGCGCGGCGCGCGGCGUAGCGUGGCUCUCAGACUGGUUCGGUGACUUUUCUCAGCAGCUGUGGGAGUUUUUUCCUCGGGAGGAAAUGUCAGCGAGCUCAGACGUCCUGACCGGAGCAGCGGAGGCGAACGGCGGCGCUAUGGCUCUACAGAAGAACUUGGAGGGCUAUGUGGGCUUCGCAAACCUUCCCAACCAGGUGUACAGAAAAUCGGUGAAGAGAGGAUUCGAGUUCACGCUGAUGGUUGUGGGAGAAUCCGGCCUGGGGAAGUCCACGCUGAUCAACUCACUCUUUCUCACAGAUCUAUACUCUCCAGAAUAUCCUGGUCCUUCCCAGCGGAUCAAAAAGACUGUCCAGGUGGAGCAGUCCAAGGUUCUGAUAAAGGAAGGAGGGGUCCAUCUCCUGCUGACCAUCGUCGACACGCCCGGCUUUGGAGACGCUGUGGACAACAGUAACUGCUGGCAGCCGGUGACGGACCACAUCGACAGUAAGUUUGAAGACUUCCUGAACGCAGAGUCGCGCGUCAACAGGAGACUAAUGCCGGACAGCAGAGUGCACUGCUGCCUGUACUUCAUCGCUCCGUCUGGACACGGGCUGAAGCCUCUAGACAUCGAGUUCAUGAAGCGGUUACAUGAAAAGGUCAACAUCAUUCCCCUCAUCGCCAAGGCUGACACCAUGACUCCUGAAGAGUGUCAGCAGUUCAAGAAACAGAUCAUGAAGGAGAUCCAUGAGCAUAAAAUCAAAAUCUACGAUUUCCCAGAGACUGAUGACGAGGAGGAGAUGAAGAUGAUCAGAAGGAUCAAGGACCGUCUGCCGCUAGCUGUGGUCGGUAGCAACACCAUCAUCGAGGUCAACGGGAAGCGGGUCCGUGGGAGGCAGUACCCCUGGGGCGUGGCUGAAGUUGAAAAUGGAGAUCACUGUGACUUUACCAUCCUGCGUAACAUGCUGAUACGAACCCACAUGCAGGACCUGAAGGACGUGACCAACAACGUCCACUAUGAGAACUACCGCAGCAGGAAGCUGGCUGCCGUCACCUACAAUGGCGUGGACAACAACAACAGCAAGAACCAGCUGACCAAACCUGACACACCUGACGACAUGAGUCCUCUGGCUCAGAUGGAGGAGGAGCGGCGGGAACACGUGGCCAAGAUGAAGAAGAUGGAGCAGGAAAUGGAGCAGGUGUUUGAAAUGAAGGUCAAAGAGAAGCUCCAGAAGCUCAAAGACUCUGAGGUUGAGCUCCAGAAGCGCCAUGAGCAAAUGAAGAAGAACCUGGAGGCUCAGUAUAAGGAGCUGGAGGAGAAACGGCGUCAGUAUGAGGAGGAGAAGUCCACCUGGGAGCUUCAGCAGAGGAUUCUGGAGCAGCAGAAGCUGGAGCUCUCCAGGACCAUGGAAAAGGGGAAGAAGAAGAAGAUUUUUUAAGUUCUCUGGACUCGUAAUGAUCUGCUGUCGGUGUCCCCCCCCAACCAUCUAACCGUACCACCAUCAAGUGGAAGCCAGGGGGCAGCGCUGCUCCAUCUCUGAAUUUAAUCUUAAAUAAGACUCAUUCUGUGUGCUCUGGAUCUAUGCUGAUUUAAUGUGUUUCUGAUACCAAAAAGGCGUCUAGUCGCCCUUCACUCUCUCUUCUUCUGCUUCGGGAUCGUUUCACACCAACACCCAGACCGGGACAUUUUAGGCUUCUGCUCAUUUUUGUCAGGAAUAUUUUCCAAAAAAAAAA